Molecule: messenger RNA, 2003 nt
Organism: Cataglyphis hispanica
Lineage: Eukaryota; Metazoa; Arthropoda; Insecta; Hymenoptera; Formicidae
Product: serine hydrolase-like protein
Exons: 2
Coding region: 735-1625 (296 amino acids)
Source: RefSeq, a predicted model, not a curated record
UGGAAUAUAUUAAUUACAUCACUCAUUUACAUAAGUCACUCGUAAAACAUAAGUCGUUCUUAAGACCAGCGAGUAGGUUAACAAAACUAUUUUAAAAACAAUGCUAGACUUUUGUUUCUUUUUUUCUCUUUUUUUUAUGGAUUUUAGUAUUGCGUACACAUCAGAAUAAGAAAAAAAAAACAUUUAAAAAUUCUAUUAGAGAAACUGAUAAGCACGUUGACCAAUAUUAUACAAUAGCAGUAACUAUAAGGUAUGACUUUCAGUUUUUUUAAGAUAAUGUUUGCAAAUAAAACAAGGAGUGGUGAUGAUAAAGGAAUUUGAAAAAUAGAAAAACUGCUAACGAGCAUGAAAUGUGUCGAAGAGAGGGAAUUUUGAAUUGCAAAUAUGAUAUGCAUUUAUUUCUUCGCAGAAACUGUUUUUUUAUAUUUGAAUUGGCUAUACUAGUUCAGAGUUUAUCUUUUUCUAUCUACAUUGGAAGAAAGAUAAAAGAUUGAAAGAAACUCUAUAUAAUGCAGCAUGUUCAGGUAUAAAGAACAGACCUCACGUCAGAUAUCAGUCGAAGUCCGAAAUCGACAUUUUGGUAUGUCGAAUUUGACAAUUGAAAUUUGCACUUCAUAGAAGAAUUUUUUUAUACUUUUGUGAUAUAAAAUAUAAUUGGAUUGCAAAUAGAGAAGUGAAUAGAUAUUGCUGCACAGUAUUCAACAAAUUAUAUAUUGUGAAAGUAAUCAAUAAAAAUGGCAGAAAUAAAAUGUAAGGAAAUAAAACUCACUGUACCUUGGGGUCAUGUUGCUGCCAAAACAUAUGGCCCUUCCUCAGGAGAACAUGUCUUACUGGUGCAUGGUAAUCAAGAUAAUGCAGGAUCAUAUAAUAGAUUAAUGAAGUAUUUACCAAUGGGUUUUUUUUACUACGUAUGUAUAGAUUUACCCGGCCAUGGAUGGUCGUCACAUUUUCCAUCUUGGCUAAUGCUAGAUGUUAUAAAUUAUGCGCAUGCAAUGCAUUUCAUCCUAGAAGCAUUACAAUGGAAAACAUGUAUUUACAUAGGGCAUAGCAUGGGUGCACAUAUAGGUUUAAUUUUUAGUAUUUUUCAACCUCAUAGAAUCAAGAAAAUAAUUAGCUUUGAUGGAUUUAUUAUGAGACAUGCUGAUGACCUUGGUACUUUUGUAACAUAUUUUGAGAAAGCAUCUGCACUUUCAAUAAAAGCAAGUAAUAAUAUAGAACCAAUAUCUUAUACUAAAGAAGAAGUAUUAUAUGCUCUUAAAAAUUUGAGAUUUGCAGCUCUGAAUUCAGAAGCUGCUGAUGCAUUGUUUGAGCGUGCAGUUACAGAAGUAAAUAGAAAAUAUGUAUAUAACAGAGAUAUAAGAUUAAAAAAUUACUCCAUGUUUAUAAAUAUGGACCAAAUAAUCGAAAUUAAUCGUAGGCUUACAGUUCCAAUAUAUGUCUUUGUUGCCUCAAAGGGCUGUAUAAAUGAAGAUACGUUUACAUUAAUGGUGAAAACAAUGAAUCCUAAAACCAUACUUAAAGUAAUUAAUAUAGAUGGAAAUCACGAUUUUCACAAUAACGAUCCCCAAAACGUUGCACCAUUUUUAUAUAAAAUAUUAACUAGUAACAAUUCUAGCAAGUUAUAAAUACACAUAUAUAUAUAUAUAUAUAUAUAUAUAUAUAUAUAUAUAUAUAUAUAUAAUAUAUAUUUAAUGUUAAACCCUAUAAAGAUUUCUCUCUUACUUCUUUAUAAGAUAGAGAUCUCUUCAUCAUUGCUUGAAGGAAUAAAUUUGUUAUUUAUCUAUUUAUCUGGUAGUGUUUAAGCUUUUUAAUUAUAUAUAUGAAUUAUUAGGAAGAUUUAUAGGACAAUUUAUAAGAUAUAUAUGAUGAAUGAUUUUUUUCUCUUAGAUUACAAUAUAUGAAUAUAUAUUAUUAGUUUUAUCACAAUAUAUAUAUUAAUAUAUUUUGCAAAAAAGGUGUAAAAAAAAUAUUUUGAAAUAUAUUGAAAAAUUAUUUUAUAAAAA